This is a messenger RNA of Drosophila albomicans, 1557 nucleotides long. RefSeq lists its product as uncharacterized. Gene Ontology annotation, molecular function: phosphoric diester hydrolase activity. The record is from RefSeq and is a predicted model, not a curated record. The transcript has 4 exons. Bases 43 to 1419 code for a protein of 458 amino acids. Lineage: Eukaryota; Metazoa; Arthropoda; Insecta; Diptera; Drosophilidae. Gene Ontology annotation, biological process: lipid metabolic process.
AAGCAAUCAACACGCGAAACGCAAAACGCAAAAGUGGAAAAAAUGAAUAAAAUUCUGUUGUUGCUGAUGUUGCAACUGCAACUGCUGGUGGCGCCACUCUCAGCCAAUUGCCCCAUCUACUUGACCAUUUCACUCACGGGCAAAUCGCUGCACGACACUUGCCUCGAGAUCAAUUGGGGACCCGAUUGCUUUGCUCCACCCGAAUGGAUCGGCAUCUAUCGCGAGGAUCCCUCGGUGUCCAGUUUGGCACCCGAAGUGCAUCUUGCUGGCAUUCAGAAUCGCACUGGGAAACGUCUGACACCAUUCAAGCUGGGAAAACUGCAUUUCCCAGGCGGUUGGCAGCGAGAGGAGGCGGAGCACUCUUCGAGUGUCACCAGCUACUCGAAGGGCAAGUGCUUGAACUAUUAUGUGGCCAGCUACAAUGGCACCGAGCUGCUCACCAUCGACUGCCUGAAGAUUCAGCCCAAUUGGAUGGCUCAUCUUAAGGAGGCGGCUCAGCUGCCGCUCAAGCAACUCUUCUUGCCUGGCACACAUGCCUCGGGGACUUAUGUCGACACCUACAGCAAGACAAAGUCAUCCGAUGUCCAGAACUAUCUGGUGGCUCAGCACUUUGAUGUCUGGUCACAGCUCGUCUUUGGCAUUCGCUAUCUCGAUCUCAGCGUGGGUGCAAAAGUUUACAGAAACAAGAAUACAGAUAAGCGCAAAAGUGAUGCAGAUCAGUUCUGGAUAGUGAACGAACAUCAGUUUGUUAAUCCAUUGAUUGGAGUGCUGCGCGAUGUUCGUCGCUUUGUCGAACUCUCAAAGGAAGUUGUUGUGCUGGACUUUAGCUCGUUUCCGCUUGGCUUCUACAAGCAUCCCGAUGUCUACAGCAGCCUCUUUCAACUCAUACGCCAAGAGCUGGGCGACGUUGCCUACAAACGCAAUGUGUCCAGCAACGAGCACUGCGCCGAUCGCAGCUACGAGGAUCUGCGUCUAGCUGGCGGCCACGUUUUGUUGCUGUUUCCCACGCAGGAGUUGCCGCAUCCUGACAAUGAAUCUGCCCUCCUUUGCACUCCUUGGCAACGCUUCAGCACAAGCUACAUGAACAUAUCGCAAACCCUUGACUACAUGCGUUUGCUCUUCCGCAAGAAGAAGGAUUCGCCUGUGCAGGACGAUGGCUGGAUAUUUCUGGCCAGGAUGAGCUUCGAGCAUGCGUACAAUACGCGACGCAAGUUCCAGCCGGCUAAGGAACGCGCUGAGUUGGUGAAUCCAAAGGUUAAUCUCUGGUUAACGGGACCUUGGGGAUUCAAUGCAAAUGUUGUGGCCAUGGAUUUCUUCAGCAAUACCAAUCUCAUUGAUUUAGCCAUUAAUGUGAAUGCACACAAGGCCUACUUGGCAUCUACUAAAAACUUUACUAAUAUCGAAAUUCCCGUUCGUUAAAAUUCUAAACAAAUUGAAUUGUUAUUAAGCUAAAUUUUGACUGACGUUUACGAUUGGCAGCCACUGUAAGCUCACACAAUAACUAUAUCUUGUUACAAUUGACACCCAAAUAAUAUGGUCGUCAUUAAAAGAUUAUAA